AUGACUUCUGCGAAUUUUGCUGCCGCUCAAAGACGGGUUUUGGAGCGGCGUCGCCUGUUGGAGGCAGAAGCUCGCGCCCGUCUGGCGGACCAGCAACGAACGUCGCGCAUCGACGCUGCGGCCCUGCAAAGAUUACCAUCUCCUUUAAACCGACUUUCCGGCUCAGGGCUGAAUAUCUGGAAUACCGUCAAGGGACGAGAAGGUACGCGACCGCACUUUCGUGUCGGGCAGGUUGAUUCGGAGCUCUUGGACGAAGAGCUGCUUGGGUUACUAAAUGGCCAGAUUGGAGAAGCUCUGAAAUAUUACGGGUCUCAUAUUCGCGAUGACUGGGCAUCCGAGAUUCAGCUCGCUCUCCGCGCUCUUCUGUUCAAGAUUUCGAUUUGGGAUCACAACGCCUCGUACGGCGCGGCUUUACAAGGUCUUCAAUACGUCGAUAGCCGCAGCAAGUCAUUAAUCCCAUCUCCACCGACGAAGUGGCAAAAAACAUUAUAUGGAUUAUUUACUGUCGGUGGGCGAUACGCAUGGGAAAAAUGGGAAAACUGGCUGAUUGACCACGAGAAUGGUUAUGAAGAGGCAUCAGAUGUUCGUCUUUUCUCUCGAAUUACGAACCUUGUAUCAACCACACACUCUGUCGCAGCUUUUGCGUCUUUCUUAAUCUUCCUCGUGAACGGUCGAUACCGAACGUUGAUCGACCGAGUUCUUCGAAUCCGACUUGCACCCCCUUCGAACCAAGUUAGCCGCGAAGUCUCUUUCGAAUAUCUCAACCGCCAAUUAGUAUGGCAUGCAUUUACCGAAUUCCUCCUAUUUCUCCUCCCUCUUGUUGGCAUCAGUCGCUGGCGACGAUGGGUAUCGCGAGCGUGGAAAAAGACCGUGGCAGCAGUGAAAGCUUCCUCGGCAGAAGACGGCGACAAACCCAGUGAAAAGCAGGGACAGUUCGCCUUUCUUCCCGAGCGAACAUGCGCCAUCUGCUAUAACGACCAAAACCCAACGGCAACGUCCGAAGCCGACAUCCUCGGCGCAUCGUCAGGAGGAAUAAUCGGCUCGGCGCAGACAGAUAUUACCAAUCCGUACGAAACAAUCCCAUGCGGCUGUAUCUAUUGCUUUGUCUGCGUUACGGAAAAACUAGAAGCGGAAGAGGGCGAGGGAUGGGUAUGUUUUCGCUGCGGCGAGAUCGUCAAGCAGUGCAAACCAUGGAAUGGUGACGUUCUUGAAGAAGCGCCGCGCUCGUCAACGAGUGCGAAGGUGGUUGGGUUUGCCAUUGCAGAUGAAAGUGUUGUCGAGAAGGAGACCAGCAACGGGGCGGCGUUUGAUACAGAACAUCACGACAGCGUUGAGCAUCUUCCGCAUAUUGACGCUGAUAAUGAUGCAUUAGACGGGUCGAAUAUGUGGUCGACGAUUGACAAGGAU
Messenger RNA from Talaromyces proteolyticus, 1407 nucleotides. Its product is annotated as putative peroxisome biosynthesis protein. NCBI's taxonomy places the organism in Eukaryota, Fungi, Ascomycota, Eurotiomycetes, Eurotiales, Trichocomaceae. The record is from RefSeq and is a predicted model, not a curated record. Gene Ontology annotation, molecular function: zinc ion binding. Gene Ontology annotation, cellular component: peroxisomal membrane. The transcript is spliced from 3 exons. Gene Ontology annotation, biological process: protein import into peroxisome matrix. The annotation marks the transcript as partial.